AGUCAUAUGACCAAAUGCACAUGAUUCAACAUGUGACAUAAAACCACCUGACUCCGGAUCAUGUGUCCGAUAGCGGCUUGAGAAAACUAAUACUGCAUAUAGCCCAUCACUAAUUAUGAUUCAUCUUUUCUAUUUUUUUUCAACAAAACCCACGUAGGUCAAAUGGACCAUUCAAUGAAGUUAUUCAUUAUAAUUGAACAACAACCAAUACUAUAAUAACAAACAUGUCACAAGUGUAUAGAUCUUCACGUUCAGAAGAAAGUCAAGCAUUGUCUUUUGAAGAUGUGGUGAUGACUGGUUUAGCCAAAGAUGGUGGUUUAUUCUUACCAUCUCAAAUCCCCAAAUUACCAUCUAAUUUCUUAACUGAAUGGUCAGAUUUAUCAUUUAAUGAAUUAGCUUUUAAUAUCUUAAGAUUAUAUAUUAAUGAAGAUGAAAUCCCAAGUCAAGAUUUAAAAUCUUUAAUCACUAAAUCUUAUUCAACCUUCAGAUCUGAAGAAAUCACUCCUAUUAAACACAUUGAUACUAAUCUUUAUUUAUUAGAAUUAUUUCAUGGUCCAACUUAUGCUUUUAAAGAUGUGGCUUUACAAUUUGUGGGUAAUUUAUUUGAAUAUUUCUUAACCAAAAAGAAUGCUAAAAAGGCUUCUGAUGAACCAAAAGAUUUCAUUACUGUCGUUGGUGCUACUAGUGGUGAUACUGGUUCGGCUGCAAUUUAUGGUUUAAGAGGUAAAAAAGAUGUUAAUGUAUUUAUUUUAUAUCCAACUGGGAGAAUCAGUCCUAUUCAAGAACAACAAAUGACUACUGUUGAAGAUUCUAAUGUUCAUACUUUUUCAUUAAAUGGUACUUUUGAUGAUUGUCAAGAUAUUGUUAAAGAAAUAUUUGGUGAUGAAAAAUUUAAUGAAAAAUAUCAUGUUGGAGCUGUAAAUUCAAUUAAUUGGGCUAGAAUCUUAGCUCAACAAACUUAUUAUUUCUAUUCUUAUUUCCAAUUAAAAAAAAUUAAUUCUCAUGCUCAAGUUAGAUAUGUGGUUCCAUCGGGUAAUUUUGGGGAUAUAUUAGCUGGUUAUUAUGCUUAUAAAAUGGGUUUACCAGUUGAUAAAUUAAUCAUUGCUACUAAUGAAAAUGAUAUCUUAGAUAGAUUCAUUAAAACUGGUAGAUAUGAAAAGAAAGUUGAUAGUUCAGUUAAAGCAACUUAUUCACCUGCUAUGGAUAUUUUAAUUUCAUCUAAUUUUGAAAGAUUAUUAUGGUAUUUAAUUAGAGAUUCUAUUGCUGGAAAUGAUGAUAAAAAAGCUGGUUCUAUUUUAAACAGUUGGAUGAAACAAUUAAAACAAACUGGGUCAGUAGUUGCUGAUAAAGAAGUUGUUGAAGGUGCUAAAAUUAUCUUUGAAUCGGAAAGUGUAAGUGAUGAAGAAACCAUUGAAACUAUUAAACAAGUUUAUGAAAAUCAUCCUCAAAAAUAUAUUAUUGAUCCUCAUACUUCAGUAGGUGUUACUACUUCAUAUAGAUUUAUUGCUAAAGAUGAAUCAUCAUCAAAUAAAGUUUAUAUAUCUUUAUCAACUGCUCAUCCUGCUAAAUUUUCGGAAGUGGUUAAUAAAGCAUUAGAUUCUAUUCCCGGUUAUUCCUUUGAAAAAGAUGUUUUACCAGAAGAAUUAAGACAAUUGAAUUUAAAGGAAAAGAGAAUCUUAUUAAUUGAUGAAGCUUCCCUUGAAAAAGUUAAGCAAAAAAUUGUUGAAAUAUUGAAAUUCUAAACUUAAUUUAUAUAUAUGUAUAGGUAUUAAAAAAAUAAAC
Molecule: messenger RNA, 1782 nt
Organism: Scheffersomyces coipomensis
Lineage: Eukaryota; Fungi; Ascomycota; Pichiomycetes; Serinales; Debaryomycetaceae
Gene: THR4
Product: threonine synthase
Exons: 1
Coding region: 225-1742 (505 amino acids)
Biological process (GO): L-threonine biosynthetic process
Molecular function (GO): pyridoxal phosphate binding; threonine synthase activity
Source: RefSeq, a predicted model, not a curated record